UAAAAUAUGCCUCAAUUACUGGGUGUUAUAUUUCUACAACUUACAGAAAUGUUCUGUUAAAAACAAGACAAAGUUUAUGUAUUUUAUUUUGUGUGAUUAUGUUUAUUAUAAUACCCAAUUGGUUUAAGAAAUCAUUUAGAUCCGUUAAUAUCUCUUCAGCCAAGUAAACAACAUAAUGGCCUCAUUGACUGUAUGAAAUGGGUUUUUCCUGAAAAAAUGUUGUGCUAAAAUCCAAAUGACUUUUCCCUAUCUUGCCUUGAACAUCAGUGCUCCUCCAGUGACUGUGAUGGAUACCAGCUUCAUGUAUGCCUAAGGUGUGUGUAAUGACUGUAAACCAUGUUACAAGGUCUCAUCGGUACCCAUGUGAGUAUGUUCCUAAAUGCAAAAAGCCCAAAGCACACUGAGUGAUCAGCUUUCAUGUCAUUAUGUGGCAACAAGCACAGAAUGAUUUUUGGAUAUUUACCAACUAAUCAUUUUCUGGUGCCUCUGUGUCAAUGGUUUGUCUCAUGUAUAGGCCGGACCAGUUCAAUGCUAAUGUGUUUGCAUCAGCCUGGAGCCCACAGGCACGAAGCCAUGGACCUGACCAUCCGCCCCAGAGACAUGAAUGAAUUUGGUGUCGGCGCCACAUGACCAGCGGGGAGGUGCUGCUGAGGACAUGUUGGAUAAAGAUGAAGAUUGACACGAGCCUGAGCAUGCCGCAGCUGCCCGAGGCGCUGUCUCACGCUGGGCUACAGUUCACUGUAGCCACAGAAGAGGACUUUGAGGACAUCAUGGCCAUGAGCCAGGACAUCUAUGGAGGUCUGGACUACCUGCCCACCCGAUACACCAGCUGGCUGCAGGAGACCAAUCGCAUUGUCAUCCUGGCCCGCAAGCAUGGAAAAGUGAUUGGCCUGGAGUCCGUAUGUGUGAUUGAUGAAGGGGAGACAGUGCUGGUAGAGGGCCUGCGAGUGGCUCCUCAGGAGAGGGGCAAAGGGGUGGCAGGAGUCCUGCUGCGCUUCUGCUCGGAGCUGGUCAAAUCCAGAUUCCCUGAAGUGAAAGUGACCCGCCUGACUCGGGAUGACCAGCUGGGGCCUAAAGACUACCAGAAGUAUCGCAUCAUCACCAAGCAGGGGAUCCUACUGGUGCGCUUCAGGGCUGAGGAGCUGAAACAGCGUUUGUCAGAGCUGGGUGUUGGUGAAGACCUGCACUAUCCUAUGAUCAACUCCUCUCAGCGGGCGGGCCCUCUGCGCUUGGACCAUCCCACAAUCCAGCGCCUGUUCCUGGGUACAGACCUGAUGCAGCCCAUCCUGCCUAAUGCCACCAUCAUCCAGGACUGGCAGCCCUUCAAGCUUCUGUCCAGCAACAUGGCCAUCCUGCUCAAGAAGGACAUUGACUGGAUGGUGGACGAUCUGAGCAACCCCAGUGUGGCCAGCCUGUGUACCUUCCCCUUCAGUGUGCCCAUAGGAGACAACUGGUACUACCUGAACAUCGACAUGUUUGGCAAAGACGUGGGCCUGGUGCGGCAGCAGUUCCUGGGUCACCUCCAGAGGCAUACUUCCUCUCUGAAGGGUCAUGUGAUGUGCCAGAUGUUCCUGGAGCCGCAGCUGUGGGAGAGCAUGGCCCACUUCUGCCAGCACACUCUGGGCGUGGAGUUGGUCAAGGAGUACAGGGAGCAGUGUGUGGUGGAGGCGGACAUAGUCUAGUAGUAAUAGUAGUAGUUGUAGUAGUACGCAAACACAGGCCUCAUACGUACAUAUUAUAUACACACAAGUCUUAGAAAUAACACUUGAAGAAUACAGAAACAUUCAGUAUUUUAACAACAGACUUAAGUGACCCUUUGGGAGCUCUCUCCUUCAUUAUAGUAGAUGGUUCUAUUCCCUAAGCCUGGCAUUUGAAAAGUCAUUCAGUACAUUCAAAGGAAGCUCCAAAAAUACUAACAGAUAUAAUCAUUACUUUAGCCAGAAAAUUGCUAUUUUCAUAUUACCAUAAACCUACUCUAUAAGAAAGUGGAUAUAGUGUACUGUCCACACCACUCUACUUGACCCAUGUCAGUCUAGUCUAGAAUUAAAAUGAGCAUGUGAAAUGGGACCAUGGAGGGGCAUUACAAAGGGUCAUUUAGAUACACUUAUUCUCUUGGUUUUCCAUUGCCACUGGUGAUAUCUGAUGCUUCCAGUGUUCAGUCUAACUUGUACUUGACAGAGCAAAAACCUUCAUUUAGGCAAGAUUCUGGCCUGUUACACCAUUUACAUGUGAGGUUAUGUGUGUCUUUGGAUUGUCCUAUAUGACAUGGACCUAAGUGAUGGCUUCAGAGAAGCACUGUCCACCAUCCAAAAGUUACAAAUAUUUGGUUCAAACAUAACUCCUGGAGAAUUUGAUUCUAUAUCGGGCAUGUGUUAUUUUUGUAAAUAUGAAAAUGAAAUAUGUAAACAAGCAGAGUUGGGAUUUAAAUUCUGCACAACUGUAAAGGCACUUUAUUAAAACCUCAUGUAACAAGGAAAGCCAACAAUAUAGUCCUCAGUCACACAUUGCAUUAUUCCAUUCUUAUUAAGAUGAUUUCCAUUGCAACACUGUCAACUACACCACUUAAGCAUAUGGCAGAUACAUACACCGUCACACGAUGGCUGACUAUCCUUGGUCUCUUGUAUGUCAUUUUUCUUUGUUUGUACAUAAUCUGUGUUUUGGAUUAACAUUUUUACAUUUAUGCUUUUAACUUAUACUAAUGUACGUGUAACACAGGCACAACUUUUGUAGACACCUGCAAAAGCAAAUUUCUUAUGUUCAGUUUUGCUAUGCUAGUAUUAUGACUACUGACUAAAUGUAAAUAUAGACAAAACGUAAUGCAAUCAUUAUUAAAUUACAGUAUUCACCUUUUUUUUUUUUUUUUUUUAAAGUAACACAACUUGAAUAAAUAGCUGCUUAUGACUUUCCUCUAAAGGAGAGGCAUUCUUAUCUUAACUUAAACAGAAAUAGACAAUUAUACAGUAAGCACAAGAGGAGCUUUUGUAACAGUAUCUCAAACACACGUCUUAGUGUUACUGAAUAUUUAACAUGUGCUCAUAUAAUGGAUGUAACCUGACAUGAGCUUGUGAACAGAAUACGGCCUCUUGCCUUGAUUAACCUUUUGACGAUCUGUAUGCAAAUCAGAUGAUAUAAUGUCCCAUAAUGGCACAGGGAAACUAAUAAAGAGCAGGACCUUAUUCCUAACCAAAGAGUGUCUAAGUUAGUCAUUAAAAAGGGAUAUUUUUUUUAGAACCAGAACUGGCCAACAAUUAGAGUAAAAUCAAUCCAAAAAAGAAAUUGGCCACAGUUAGCUCAUGUUAGUACAUAGAUUUUAAAGUUGAUUGCCUUUAAUUGAUGACAAUGACAAGUGCCCAUGCAGUUACACAGCACACAGAAUAUAGCCCACGACUUCAAAUACAUCCUCUGGCAAGUAACUAGUCUAAAUAUUGUCAUAUUUAUUGUUUUAAUUGCAUUGUUUUUAUUCAUCAGACUUAAAAUCACUGAUGCUGCUGCAGCCCAAGAGUACAAUGUAAAAAGGCCCUCUUAUGGGGUUAUGCUAUUUUAAAUAAACCACUAUUUCUACUUCUUUGUCCACUUAAAGUGUAUUAAUGUCAUGUCUGUUCACAUGUCACUGUAAGUUGGUCUUGUACUGUCUGCUACUGACCCAAUGCAGAGGACGUAUUUGAUUUUUGGGCCAUCAUAAACACACAUUCCACAUCUUUCUAAAUCCCAGGGUGAACCUUCUCAGAUGUUUCCUAGUUGAACGACACUGAAAACCUCAUAUAAAAAAAAACAAACAACAGUUUGAAAAAAGUGCCAAAUGUUCUGAAUGCUCUUGUGUUAUUUUCUACCCAGUCACCAGGGGGCCAAUUUUCCAAAAUCCUUGUUUUAUUAGACAUUUUCUAAGAUUAAAGAAAGUACAACUACAUAGAGCCUUUUUCAAAUCAGUGCAUGGCUAUAAAACAUUAGCAUGCAUGUUUUUUUGUUUUCUUUUGUUCUCUUUUUUUUUUAAUAUAAAAAAAUAUACAGGCAUAUACAGGCAGUCUAUAAUGUUAUGAUCCAAAUGCAUGCACUGUCUGAAUACUGAAUUAUAAUUGAAUAGUCAAAACAAGCAAGUGUCCCUUUAAGUCAUGGUCUUUGUGGAUCAUGUUUUCUGAACGAGAGCACCAGCAAACCACUGGGAAAAGGGUAACACAAAAGCAACAGCAACUACCAACCUGAGAAGACGAAUGAUCACAAAACACUGUGGGACAGUGUCCUUUGCUUUAUCCUCAUUAAUGUGACUCAAAGUUGUAUGAAAAUAAACUCAAGUAGGAUUGAGUGUGGAGAAUGCAGCAUGCACUUUAGUUGUCUUUGGCAAUAACAGAUAAGCUAACAUCAUCUGAUUAUUAAUCCAUGUUUUUUUAAAUAACUUCUCAAACAUAAGUACUAGAUAGUUUGCUACAAUAGUUUUUAAUGCAUUACUAAUCGCAUUUUGUGGGACGUUGUUGGCCUAUUCCAACUUUUUUCCAUAAACAACUGCAGUGCCAGUAAACAGCUGAGUUAAGAACAUGCAACGUAGAUAAGAGUAGAAUAGUCUCUAAAGACAUGCCUAUUUUAAUAUGCACCUGUGUUUACAUUGAGUGUUUUUGUGUGUAACCUCUUCUUCAAUACUGUCAAUGUCCUGAGCCUCCAGCAGGAGCAAUGUGAACAAAACCUCUCUGCUCCUUUAGUGUUCAGUAAAGAUAUAAAGCAGCCA
Messenger RNA from Periophthalmus magnuspinnatus, 4717 nucleotides. RefSeq names its product N-acetyltransferase 16 (gene nat16). Bases 627 to 1682 code for a protein of 351 amino acids. Gene Ontology annotation, molecular function: acyltransferase activity, transferring groups other than amino-acyl groups. The transcript has 5 exons. NCBI's taxonomy places the organism in Eukaryota, Metazoa, Chordata, Actinopteri, Gobiiformes, Gobiidae. The record is from RefSeq and is a predicted model, not a curated record.